UUUCGACUGGUUGGCUGUGCGAUCGUUACGUCUCCAAUGCGGUUUUGCGGUCGCGGUCGCGGUCACAGCAACAGCAACAGCCGCAAACAAUAAACAGUACAUUGGUAGACGUUUAGAAGAAAACACUGGAACCUACGGAAACAUCAUCGUCGAACUGAGACAGCAUUGAAGAUCGCUUGAACGCGCCAACGUACUUAAACCGACGGGGCGGCGACAGAGAGUACGCGAAAGGGGAAACGGAAUAAAAUAAUAAGCAAAUAAUUAAAAUAAAGUCAAGACUAUAAAAGCAAUAAAGCGUUCGCAUAAAGACCGAGUACUACAGUACAGUUUCGGGUUGCGGAAAUGUGCAAAAAAAUACCGUAAUCAAUAAUUUUAAAUUCCAUAAAGAAAUUGAAAAAGGGGAGUGUAGCUAUGUGUAUGUAUUUUUGCUGAUUACGAGUAAUCAAUGACAUUAAAUGACAAAUGUAAAUACGGCACACAAGCGCGAGCUUAAAUAACUAAAUUAAUACUUUGGAAGGCAAAAAUAACCAAGAUAGUACAAAGUGCAAAAUAACGAAGCAGCGGCGAGGCGGGGUGCGGCAAGUGAAACGAGAAAGACAAAAAACAAAUAUGGAAAUUAUGGAAUAUAUGUAAAUAUUAUUAAGCAAAUAAAGAAAAAUAUUGAGAAUCAACAAAUAAGGCAAAAACGCGCAGCAAUAAGCCUUGUACACAAGCCAUAAAAGAGCAACAACAACAACGCCAACAAAAAGACCCAGGUAUUGAAAAAUAGAAGCGAAAAAUUAUCGAAUUAGCGAAUAGAGAUAACGUUUAAAGUUUGCGUCAGUGCAAAAAAGCAAAUCGCUGCAAAGGGUUGCCGAGCGCUAGGAGGUUUAACGCUCAAGCGACGUUAAUUAAAUAGAAAAACAGAAGGCAAGAGCAACAAGUGGGAAAGUGCAAAAAAGGUAAAUAAAUACUUAAAUAAGAAAAAAAAAAGUAAAAAGGGAGAAAUAAAAUACUAAAGCGCAACUGGUGUGUAGGCACAAGUGUGAAAAUUCUGAAAACCCAAUAACAAAUCGACUUAGUGACACAGCUGCAACUGUCGAGUGCGGAGGUGUAAAGCGCCAAGACGCAAACGAACGCGCAACUAAAGAAAUUCAGCGAAGCGAGGCAGUAAGUUGGAGAUAAUUUCAAAUUAAGCCCCUUCCUCACCUGCAGCUUGAACUGGAGCUGGCAGUACGCAAUACGCUAGCGGCUAAGGGUAAGGGUUGUCGGGCGCGAGCGCGCAACUGAGUUUGAGCCAAGCGGUAAAAUAAGUCAGCGUGACCGCAGCACGUUGUGACAACGCACGCGGCAUAAGGCGCAAAAUAGUUCAGCAUCCACGACUAGUAUCCAUAUUGACUACAGAGACAAGCUGUGAUAUAAGCAGUUAAGCGAAUGAAAAAUAAGUAAUUAAAUAACACAAAAGCAAAGUGUAGAAUAACAAAUUCGCAAAAGUAGAGCAUACAAAAAUUAACAAAAAGUUUAUAAAACCAAAAACAUAUAAGUAAGUCGCAACAUUAUUAGCAAAUAUAUAUGUAUGUAUUCUGAAUUCUUAUUAUCAAAACAAAUUGCGGAAAAUUCCAGCGACAAGUGACAGCUAAAACGGCUUAUAAUCACUAAUUAGCGGCUGAAAACAAAAACAACUACUUCAUCUUAACACAUACAUACAUACAUAUAUAUAUAUUAUUGUUUUUAUUCAUCUCCGCUAGAACGCGCUGUAAAGCAAAGCAAAAAAUAUUCAAUUAAAAACAAUAAAUAAAAUCAUUUGGAAUAAAAAAAAGUUGGGAAAAAACACGCCGCGCACACACAAACACUUUGCUAAAUCGCAUACACAUAACAACGGUUAAACAAACGACAUUGACGCUUGCAACAGGCGAAGCUAAUUAGCGCUCGACAACAGCAGCGAAAACAACAACAACAACAGCAGCAGCCGCUAAUGUCCCUCAACUCAGCUAGCGAGCAGCGAAUCAGUGGAGGGAGCUUUAAACGCCAGCAGCAGCAGCAGCAACAGCGACAGCAGCAGCAGCGCCGCCACAAACAGGUUUCACAUGCAAGGUCAACUGGCGACCGCCCGCCAACCAAAUAAAGUCAAUACAAAACAAACAGAAACAGAAACAAAAACAAAAACAAAGAGAAAACGUCGAAUAAUUCAAACAUUGCACCGUUAUUCGCUGCCAGUAGACGCAUACGCGCACGCAUUUCCGAAAAAUCAAAUCCUUUGUGACAACAAACAGCCAACAUGCAGCCAGCUAAAAUGGAAACGAAACGCACCAUCUGGUACAGCUGCAAUCAGGAAAUACAAAGUCAAGACAACGACAACAACAACAGCAAUGAAAUGAACAACGAUAGCAAUAACAAUGCGCAUGUCCACAAUGCUGACGCGCAAGUCACAUUUAAUCAUAGCAAGGCGACCGAACUACGCCAGACGCGCUUACAACGUCAGCACGAACAGCAGCAUAACUCACCACCACCACUGACACCUGCUAGUCCGAUAAGUGCAUCAAGCUCGUCGACGCAAAGUGCGCCGCCUCCCUUGAACGGUGGUGGAGAAAAGUUGCGCUCCAGUGCCGCGCCUCAUCGUCUGCCGCGUCGCAAACGUUUGCAGCGUCAAAAACCCACCGAACUGGACGAUGCCGAUUUCGCUUAUGCCGCCGAUCUGGAAGAGGAGGAUGAAGAAGAGGAGUUGUUGGUGGUGACGCAGCCACCGCCGUCAGUUAGGUUUAAUACGACAUCACUGAUAGGCGAUCCAUCGCGCGGCACCGAGCUGCAUGGCACCCCCUCGUACGUGACAGAGAAACGCCUGCAUCACUUCCAGCAACAGCAUCACAGCACACCUUUCGAUGGUCAGCCGUCAUCGUUGCCGAAUUGCUUUGCAUCCGCGGCUACAGUAAGCAUCUUUCACCACCACCACCACCACCAUCAACGUGAGCAUCGCCUUAAGCAUGAGGAAUCGUUUGACUCCUCCACCACCACCACAACAAACACCACCGAUACGGCGACCAGUCCGGCCAGUCCAUUGCUGCGUCGCCACAAUUUUACCAUGUUGAAGCGCGACAAUUCCACACACUCAGAGUCCUCCAGCCGCUAUUCGAGUGUGGAUAGCUUGUUGGAGGCGCGCAAGCCCGACCCCGAAGCCAUUCUGAUUAAUUUAGGCUUUGGCCCGGUCGGUUCGGAGGAUAUUCUGUCGCGCAUACCGAAACGUUUCCUCAAACCGUCACAGGUGCGCGGCAUCGACACAGAGGCUUUCAUACGUCGCCUGCAGUUGGCCAACAAUCUUGCCGAUCACAGUGUCUUGGGCUAUCGCGGACUCACCGGCAACCCGGAUAUACCGCCAUCGCGCAUUGUCGCCAAGAUUAUGCAUCGCUUCGAAGUGAACGAGCGAAAGAAGUCGAUGGGUUCCAUAGAGCAAACGAUUUGACCGAACUCGCGCGCGGAGGGGAGAGAGGAGAGAGGGGAGAUAAGAGAAGAAGAGGAUGCCGCGAAUUCAUUCACCAGUCACCAGUGCCAAAAAGUUGUUCUAUGAUUUAACUAAGUUAAGUGACAGCAACAAAAAAAACGCAACUUUAUUUCUAAUUAAUUAAGAGUUAACACAAAUUUUAUAUAUCGUUAGGGAAAAUAAUCAUUAUAUUUUUGUUAUUGGUAGUUUUUUUUUAGAAAGAAAAAUAUUGUACUUAAACAAAUAUGAGGAGAGAAAUGCUGUUAGUUGGAACAUAUUCAAGCAGAUAUAUGAACGUACAUACAUACUAAAAGACAAGUGUUACUUAAUUUAUUGAUAAUAAAAUACAUUUUUUGUUUAACUGUGAAAAA
Molecule: messenger RNA, 3825 nt
Organism: Rhagoletis pomonella (apple maggot)
Lineage: Eukaryota; Metazoa; Arthropoda; Insecta; Diptera; Tephritidae
Product: probable serine/threonine-protein kinase MARK-A
Exons: 1
Coding region: 2258-3436 (392 amino acids)
Molecular function (GO): signaling receptor binding
Source: RefSeq, a predicted model, not a curated record